AUGGCAACAGAAACCGCAUCCUCUCUUCCACCUGACCUGUUCGACCAAACCACAAUCAUCUCUCUCCUAUCGACCCUCGCCAUCGUCUUUGCCGCAUACAUCACCUCCCUCAAGUUCCUACCAUCUUCAUCUUCGGGAACCCUUCGCUUCCUGUUCAUCUGGCAUCUCGCCGACGCGCUGUGUCAUUUCCUUCUCGAGGGAAGCUUCUUGUACCACUGCUUUUUCUCGCACCUGCCACUCCUCAAAGAUGCAAAGACGGACCUCUUCCCUACGCCUGCAGGAUUUCUAGGAUACAGCGAUCGCGUAUAUGGUGCGCAGUCAGGCGGAGAUAACCCGUUUGCUAUGCUGUGGAUGGUGUAUGCCAAGGCGGACAAGAGAUGGGCCGGCGUGGACCUGGCAGUCGUGAGUUUGGAGUUGUUGACGGUGUUCUUUGACGGUCCCCUGGCUAUCUACGUGUGCUAUUGUCUUGCCAAGAAAGACCCCAAGGUCAGCAUCUGGAUGAUCAUACUGGCUACUUGCGAGUUGUACGGUGUCCUUGCCUAA
Molecule: messenger RNA, 543 nt
Organism: Fusarium poae
Lineage: Eukaryota; Fungi; Ascomycota; Sordariomycetes; Hypocreales; Nectriaceae
Exons: 2
Coding region: 1-543 (180 amino acids)
Biological process (GO): sterol metabolic process
Cellular component (GO): endoplasmic reticulum; membrane
Molecular function (GO): cholestenol delta-isomerase activity
Source: RefSeq, a predicted model, not a curated record